Molecule: messenger RNA, 1572 nt
Organism: Scatophagus argus
Lineage: Eukaryota; Metazoa; Chordata; Actinopteri; Scatophagidae
Gene: gnrhr4
Product: gonadotropin releasing hormone receptor 4
Exons: 3
Coding region: 316-1497 (393 amino acids)
Biological process (GO): G protein-coupled receptor signaling pathway
Cellular component (GO): membrane
Molecular function (GO): peptide binding; gonadotropin-releasing hormone receptor activity
Source: RefSeq, a predicted model, not a curated record
AAUGUCACUCUUCUGAAUAUCAGAUAAAAGCUCAGUAACGUGACGUGUGCUUGCGUGUUAAUGAAAGGCGUGUGCGCCAGGAAUUACUACAGUUUCAACUAUAUAUAUCCCUGUUAGGAGUGCCAUGUACGCAUCUGCACCUUGCGGCGUUUGCAGAGCUCAUAGAUCUGAUCUGGGCUAAAAAUAUAGGACAACUAAUUUCUUUCUUUCUUCAGUUUUCACAGUUCAAGUUGCAGAUGGAGAAAAAAGACACAGUCUAGGAAAAGUCGGGACUGAAAUUUGUUCCAGCUGUCAGUCAGCUCAGCGGACUUCAUUAUGUUCCACCAGCUGACGGAUCAAACAGUGAAUGAAAGCUGCCACGGACUCGCGUCAGUGUGCAACAAGAGCACCGAUGGAGAUGCACUCCAGCUGCCCACUUUCUCCACCGCAGCCAAAGUCAGAGUCAUCAUUACCUUCACUCUGUGCGCAGUGUCGGCUGUGUGCAACUUGCUUGUGCUUUGGGCUGCCAGCAACGGCGGCAAACGCAAGUCACACGUCAGGAUCCUCAUAAUGAACCUGACUGUGGCGGACCUGCUGGUGACUUUCAUCGUGAUGCCUGUGGACGCGGUGUGGAACAUCACGGUGCAGUGGCAGGCAGGAGACGUCGCAUGCAGGCUGCUGAUGUUCAUGAAACUGGUGGCGAUGUACUCCUGCGCUUUUGUGACCGUGGUCAUUAGCUUGGAUAGACAGUCUGCCAUACUCAACCCACUGGGUAUCAGUGAGGCCAAAAGGAAAAGCAAAAUCAUGUUGACUGUGGCCUGGACGAUGAGUGUGAUCCUCUCGCUCCCUCAGAUGUUUAUAUUCCACAAUGUGACCAUCACGGUCCCUGAGAACUUCACCCAGUGCACCACCCACGGCAGUUUUGUCCAGCACUGGCAGGAAACCCUUUACAACAUGUUCACCUUUGUGUGCCUCUUCCUCCUGCCUUUGGUCAUCAUGAUCUUCUGUUACACCCGAAUCCUCAUUGAGAUAUCAAGCCGCAUGGCCCGAAAUAACCUGGUGUCAAGAGAUGUGCAUCUCCGCCGCUCACACAACAACAUCCCUAAGGCUCGGAUGAGGACUCUCAAGAUGAGCAUUGUCAUCGUGACGUCGUUCAUCAUCUGCUGGACCCCGUACUACCUGUUAGGCCUGUGGUACUGGUUGUUUCCUGAGAAAAUGGAGGAGACAGUCUCUCAUUCACUCACUCAUAUGCUUUUUAUCUUUGGUCUCUUCAACGCCUGCCUAGAUCCCAUCACCUAUGGUUUGUUUACCAUUCAUCUUCACCAAGGUCUUAAGAGAUGCUGUCGAAGUGCAAACACCCGGACUGAAUUAGAAAAUAACACUUGCCUCGUGCACAUGACUCGUCUGUCAUCUCAUAGGCAGAUUGCCUCAGGUAGCCGCAGUGCAGACAUAGAGGAGGGAAAAGACAGUAACAUGAAAAGUGGCUCAAGGCGAGUCAUCCCAGUAAGCAAGAUGUAGUGGUCGAAAGCAUUUCAGUGAAAAGAAUCUCUGAUCUUAUCCAGCAGUGAGCUUAAUCUUUCUCUACAGAUGACA